Messenger RNA from Clavispora lusitaniae ATCC 42720, 945 nucleotides. RefSeq lists its product as uncharacterized. The record is from RefSeq and is a predicted model, not a curated record. Gene Ontology annotation, molecular function: protein-succinyllysine desuccinylase activity; histone deacetylase activity, NAD-dependent; protein-malonyllysine demalonylase activity. NCBI's taxonomy places the organism in Eukaryota, Fungi, Ascomycota, Pichiomycetes, Serinales, Metschnikowiaceae. Gene Ontology annotation, cellular component: nucleus.
AUGUCAACUCAACUUUCGGAGUUCCAAGAGUGUCUCCGAUCGUCCAAAAGGAUUGUGGCUUUGGUAGGCGCUGGCCUUUCUGCGUCUCUGGGCCUCGCCACGUUUCGUGGCUCCCAGGGCCUAUGGAAAAACUUCAACAUGAUUGACUUGGCUACACCAGAUGCCUUUUACAUUGACCCUGGGUUAGUGUGGCAGUUCUAUCUGUGGCGAAGAUAUGAGGCACUCAAAGCGCAGCCCAACGCAGGCCAUUUGGCUCUUGCCCGGCUUUCUCGUCUUCGCAGCAAGAAAUUCAUCACCAUCACCCAAAAUGUGGAUGGGCUUCUGGCCCGUGGCGGCCACGAUCCGAAAACCUUGUAUGAAAUACAUGGCUCGCUCUUUGAACUUCGAUGUACGAGCUUUACAUGUACACAUGUGGAAAGGGGUAACACUGACGUUCCCCUCACCCCGGCUUUAACAAUAGAUGUGGAUACGGAAGUUGGCCCUUCUGUCACCACUGCAACCACAUCUUCUGCAUCUGUUUCUUCCAAUUCUACUGCGACGACUACUGCAACUUCAUCCUCUCCAUUUUUCAGCCCCACGAAAGAACUAAAUGUCGAUGAUUUGCCCAAAUGCCCAGUUUGUCAGUCGCUUAUGCGGCCAGGCGUAGUUUGGUUCGGUGAAUCACUACCCUUGCGAGUGCUAGAUCGCAUCGAUACUUUCUUAGAGGCUGGUCCUGUAGACUUGAUCUUGGUCAUUGGAACGUCAGGCACAGUGUAUCCAGCAAAUAGCUACGUGGACAUUGUGCGGCAGCGUGGGGGCAGCGUAGCAAUAUUCAACACUGACAUUGAUCAGGAUGUUUUGGAGGGUAAAGUAGCCAAAACCUGGGGCUUCAAGGGCGAUGCAGCUGAGUUACUUCUAAUCGCUCUUUCUCCGCUCUUUGAAGACUCCGAAGAAGCCAACAGUUAA